This is a messenger RNA of Selaginella moellendorffii, 1443 nucleotides long. Its product is annotated as pentatricopeptide repeat-containing protein At4g02750-like. Gene Ontology annotation, molecular function: protein binding. Bases 1 to 1443 code for a protein of 480 amino acids. The transcript has 2 exons. The record is from RefSeq and is a predicted model, not a curated record. Lineage: Eukaryota; Viridiplantae; Streptophyta; Lycopodiopsida; Selaginellales; Selaginellaceae.
AUGUAUGCCCGAUGCGGCAGCGUAGCAGAUGCCCGCAAGGUCUUCGAUGAUCAAGCGCUCCAAAACAAUAUCUACUCGUGGGCGAUCAUGAUCUCGAUCUACGCCCGCGCCGGCGACCUCGAUGAAGCCCAGGCCCUCUUCGAUCGGAUCCCACUGCGAAGCGCGGUUGCGUGCAAUACGAUGCUAGCUGCUUAUGCCCAGAUUGGGGAUUUGGAGAGGGCGAUGGCGAUCGCGCGAGAAAUCGAAGCUCCGAAUCUAGUUUCUUUAAAUUUGGUGCUAUCUUUCUACGCUAGAUCUAGUCGAUGUGAAGCUGCCGAGCGUCUGUUCUUUGCAAUGCCCUACUGGACGCUUGCUUCGUGGACAGCCCUAAUCACUGCAUUUGCCCACACUGGGCAAAUGCUCCAAUUACAGCACUUUUUUGCGAAUAUGCCUCAGCACGACAUAGUGGCGUGGAAUGCACUUCUGGAUGCGCACGCCCAAAAUGCCAACGUGGAGAGUGCCGCGGGGAUAUUCUGGCGGAUGCCUCAACGGAAUCUAGUCUCGUGGACAACGAUGCUCGCAGCCUAUGCCCAAGCAGGGCAUAUCCUUGGGGCUAAGGCACUUGUCUUGUUCGAGAGAUUCCAAGAUGCCGCUGACGUGUUUUCCUGGACAACAAUGUUGGCGGCAUAUGCCGCUAGUGGUUACAUAAGCGAAGCAAAGCGUAUAUUCGAUAGGAUGCCCCAUCACAGCAUCGUCUCGUGGAACUCUCUUCUCACGGGAUAUUCCCAGAACGGGCAUCUUGAGCAUGCAAUGGAGGUGUUCCACUCAAUGCCGCGAAGAAAUCUCGUAUCAUGGAACAUCCUUCUCUCGGCAUAUUCUCUGGCUGGGAAUGUCCCGUUGGUUAGAAAAUUCUUCGAGCAAAUGCCCGAGAAGUCCAUACUCUCUUGGAACUCGAUCCUGGGAGCGCAUGCCCAGACCGGUCAUGCCUUGGAAGCUCUCGAAAUUUUCAAGUUUGUGAAGCUAGUCGAAGCUCCAGACGAUGUAACUUUCAUCUCAGGACUCAUCUCUUGCAGCCACGCCGGGAAAGUCCGCGAUGGAAUCGCGAGCUUCGUGUCCAUGCAGCUCGAUUUCAAGCUGGAGCCGACGAAGCAGCACUACUGCUGCGUGAUCGAUCUCCUGGGACGAUCCGGCCACUUGAGCUACGCAAGAGAUCUCAUAGCAAACAUGCCUUUCGUCCCGGAAGCUCUGGAGUGGACGUGCUUCCUGGGAGCCUGCCGAAGUUACAGCGAUCUCCAGCGAGGAGCAAGCGCUGCUCGAUCUGUACUUAAGUUAGAUCCACUGAAAACAUCAGCUUACGAUUUGCUUGCAAAUAUUUACUCCAUAGACGGAUGGUUCUACGGCGAAGCCAUCCCGCCCCCUACGAGAAUUCCAAGACCGUCUUCAAACUAUCUAGCUUCGUGUUAG